This is a messenger RNA of Cynoglossus semilaevis (tongue sole), 16436 nucleotides long. RefSeq names its product nuclear factor of activated T cells 5b (gene nfat5b). Lineage: Eukaryota; Metazoa; Chordata; Actinopteri; Pleuronectiformes; Cynoglossidae. Gene Ontology annotation, cellular component: transcription regulator complex. Gene Ontology annotation, molecular function: transcription factor binding; RNA polymerase II cis-regulatory region sequence-specific DNA binding; DNA-binding transcription factor activity, RNA polymerase II-specific. The record is from RefSeq and is a predicted model, not a curated record. Gene Ontology annotation, biological process: cytokine production; calcineurin-NFAT signaling cascade; regulation of transcription by RNA polymerase II. The transcript has 13 exons. Bases 8566 to 12339 code for a protein of 1257 amino acids.
GAGUGUGUGUAUGAGUUUGUUUGUAUGCGUGUGUGUGGUGCGGACCCACUCAGUCUUAACAGCGUCAAAGACACCGUCAGACCGGUAAGAGCAGCGCGGUGUGUUUUUUACCUGACAGUUCCUUCAAACACAUUUAUUUACGUGUUUCGGUGUGACGUCGCGUUGUGUUCACUCUCUGCCGUAAGUGUGAGGGACUGCGAUGCCCUCUGACUUUAUCGCCCUCUUCAGCGAGGACAACGACCUAACAGCUUCCGCAGCAUUUAAUUUUAAAGGUAAGAAGAUCAUAAUAGCAAAUACAGUUUGUUUUUUGCUUUUGCUUUGCAUUUAUGGGUGUUUCAAAUUUAACGCCCACCUGCCUGUUGCGCUCUCGCUCUCUUCCUUACUCUCUCUCUCUCUUUCUCUCUCUCUCUUUCUGUGGUGUUUAUUACCUUGUGUGUACUCGUUUUUAUCCUCUUUUCUGGAGACCAAACUUUCCUUCUAAUGCUUAGGUUGGAUAUGUAACGGUGUUAGUUAAGGUGUCCAAAAUGUAGUUAUUUGCACUAGUACGUGACAGUCAGUGGAUUUUUGGCAGUUGGAGUUUGACUUAAAGGGGCAUUUAAGGGUGAGUCUUGGUUAUGGUCAAAUAAAAAUAGUUUGGAUAAUGUUAGAGACAGGGUCAAACACUCACGUUCGUUAGUACAAACAAAAACAUCUUUACAGAUGGCUGUACAAUGGGACUCAGAACAUUUAUCUUUUAUGCCACUGGAUCAUAGUUGAACAAGUAAAGGUAUUUUUGCGAAAUGCAACAAUUGCGUGUCUGCUAAAAUAAUAACAAAAAAUGAUAAAGCUGAGGCUACAGCUGUAACACCUUUCUUAGGAGGACAUACACUAUAUACAACUAGAACAAACAAAUCUGAGUGCCUUUUUUAACUCCAAAAAAAUCAUAUUUUUGCCAUUUCAUAUUAAUGAAAUAUUGUGUUGUAUUUCAUCAUUAGCAUUUUAAAGUAAAAAAACAACAUUUGUCUAGUGAUGUACAAUUAAUAGAAUGUCGAUUGCGAUUUGGACAUCCAACAGUCUCUUUUGUCCAGAAUGAUUUAUGCUCACUGAUGUAGGUUUGUCAAAAAGCCAUCACGAGUAAGAUGGCAGGAUAGGCCGGAGGAGAAGGAUAGCAGUAGGAAAUAUUAAAUGGAGAGGAGCAGCAGGAGGAGAUAUGAGGAGAGGAGCAGCAGGGAUUAGUCAGCAUUAACGUAUAGUAGGUUUACCAUGCACAUGUAACAACAAAUCCCUUUUACCAACUAACCAACAUCAUAGGCAUCAAUAACAUACGUAAUACAUAGUACUAAAUCUGUCCUGCCAUCAUUCACUGUGUAUGUUUACUGUUUGCUCCAGGAUCUUAGAUGGAGUUACUGAGUUUGAGUUUGUUUGAUAUCAUUUGUCAGAAUGUUGAAUACAGGCAUUGGGUAUUUAGUAUAUCGUAACAAUGCACUAAAAUGAGAGCAAACAUAUUUUGGUCUGAUUUUUAUAUACAUACAUUGCCCCUAAUUUAAUUAAAUAAUUUGUUUGCUUUCAAGAGACUGAAAGUCCAUUACAUUACUUGUUUACUACUAGUAAUGUACUACAUUACUUGGUUCCACAAGGUUCCACAGGAAGGUAUAUAGAAAAUAAAUUAUUAUGUGAUAAAGUAUAUUAUACAGUAUAACAAAUUUGAUUUUUAUUAUGUGCAAUAAAUGCAGCCUUAGCAAAGUUGAACUAAUAUCGACAGGCUCCUCUGAACCACAGAAAGUCUAGACCCCUAAGCCUGUGAGAGAUGGAUUAUUAAUGAUUGAGCCUAAUUCCUUGGUGAUUUGUAGCAAUAAUGCUAAUGUGAUGUUAAAUCUCCAUUGUUUGCUUACAGGUUAUGCUAUUAUGUUUCUGUGUCAGGGUAGUUUAGGUGUCUGUGUGUCAGCCCACCACACUCCUACUGACUUUAAAAAAUCAAAACCCACAUCCUAAUAAAAACUCAUUUUUUAGGUUCUGAAUGUGCCACUUUGGAAAAGACAAUCAUUUUUGUUCCUACGUUGGGAUGCUGUUGUUAGUUAGGCUUCAGUGUGAAGCUCAGAUAUAAUUAGAAAAACACAUUUGUUUCUUUUAUGAAGAAACAGAACUGACAUAACUAUCCAUGCAACUCAAUAUCGGAAACUCCACUCAUGCUUUCAUUUGUAGUUAACUUAGUUGACAAUGACCACUUGCCAUCAGGUUCACAUCAAAGGUAAAACGUUAUUGCCGUUCCAUAAGUUUAUCAACGAAGGUUAACAACUGUGAAACCACAUUCUUCAAAUGAUUUAUUGACACCAACCAAAACAUAGCUGAUCAUUAACUCUUUGGCAGCUGCGUGUAUAGAACAUAGCCUUAGACGCACAAAAUAGGGAUUACCUGUGUAAUUAAACUACUGAUGAUAAUGCAAUUUCCAAAUAAAAGAUAUUGCAGAGAUGUAUUUCUGUUACUUAACCAACAUCAAUAAACCUUCACUUAAUAGAACACUGAGAACACAUUUAUUUGAUAUCUAUAAACCAACGAGGCAAUAAAUUCCAACCUCUAAUGACUUAGUAAAUCAAUGUUAUCUUACGGAAACCAAAGGAUAAAUAAUUUAUUUGUUUUUUUAAAACAAUGGAGAGAAAAGAGACUUUUUUCUUGUCAUAUAAAGAGUAUACAAAUCUGUGAAAUAAAUUGAAUUGUCCUCUGACAUGAUCCACUACUGGCUUUUUUGUAUAUAAGAUGUCAUAAUGCUCAUAACUUUUGUAAAUGCAAUGGAUGAAAAAGUAUAAUAAGUUGCAUAAUGUAUGUUCAUUUUGAUCCCCGGUGUAAAAUACCAAUAUGAUAUCACAUGAAAAUAGGUCAAAGUGUUAGAGAUAAUGUUUCUGAGACGCUACUACCUGAAAGUAAAUGUAGGUCAAAGCAACUCCCUCCUUGUAUGUGCAUUAUAAGUCACUGUUAACCUUGCACCAGUAAAAAAAAAAAUUACUACUGCCUGUCUUUGUUUAUGUAAUCUUCAAGUUAAAGUCAUCUAAAUUCAAUUCAAUUUCACAAAUGAGUUAGAGAAUUACAAUUCAAAUUACUCAUAAUCAUGAAACUGGUGUGGCCUGUAUUCCUUAUCCAAUUUGAACUCAUUUUUGCAUAUCAAAUGCAGGUUAACUCAUUGAUCAGGGUGAGUGACCAUGUGAUCCCUCUGGUAUUUACUGCACACUUGUGACUGUUUUGACCACAACAAAUCAACAUACAAGUGGUUAAACCUGUUAAAAACUCUGUGUCUCUCUCUUGUUGCUUGUCUUUCUUUGUUUUUUGUUUGUUGUUUUUGUUUCUCUUGUUCAUGCUGGGUUUUUUAAAAAGAAAUAUUUUAAACAAAAAUGCACAGACCUCUAGCCUAGACAUGUACCAAUUGCAAUUUUUGGUUUGAUUUUUUUUUUUUUUUUUUUUUGUGGCAAUUAUGACUAUGAUAGAUACUGGGUUUGUUUUUUCUCUCUUUCUUUUAAUUACAUUCCUUUAAGUACACUUUUGCACACAUUUAUUUGUCCUUUUACAGUGUGGUUACUAGGACAGUGGUAUUGAGAUUUUUAUUACAGUACCAACAAGAACCCAGAAAGUCAGCACCACAUUAAGCAUUUAUUAUUUAAAGUGAUUUUCAUAUUUCUUUGAAUCUUUAAUUCCAUGACACAUUAUUCUGAAAACAACUGUUUAAACUUUAACUAAACAAUCCCUAUAAGAAGUUCUGCAUAAUGAGGGAAGCCAUAACGCUCUCCUCUGAGAGAUCAAGAGGGCAGAAGGACUUUAUGCAUUUAGUUUCUCACACUGAUCUGUGAAAAGUUCAAAGCACCUGUGAGAUCUUGCAACCAGCCUUCUGUUUUCUCUGCAGAACUAUGUGAUUUAGACAUAUAAUAUUUAGCAUGCAUGCUAGUUGUGCAUAUACUACACCCGAAUUGUGAGGCAUUGUUAGUUCACAACUGUGUUGUUUGUUGACCCAUGGUUUACUUUUUCUUUUCUUAAUAUUUUUUUUUUCUAGAAAGAUUCGUUAAGGUAAAAGUUCUACAUGAAGCAAGUCAUAUUUUUUUAUUGCUGAAACUGUGCCAUUACAUUGUUGAUUUUAUUUCUUGGUCUUUUUAGGUUCAAAUUCUGGUGUCAGUAUUCAAAAAUAGUUACAUCAAGGUCAUCGAGAAUAAGAUGACCUGGAUGACCUGAGAACCUACACAGAUUUGUGGCAAUAUUAACUUUGUUGAUUUGGUUUUGAAUAAACAUUUAACAACUGUAAUGGGUUUUGUUGACAUGAGGUUUACCUGAGCAAUCCUGUGUUAUCUGCUGAUCAACUAACAAGUGACCUUGCAGAGAAGUGGGUUUAACCAUAGGCACGCAUCUUGCUGUACAUUUGGCAUGCUGUUGUAAAGCUGUCUGUGCAAUUGUCUAUUGUCUAUAUCCUGUGAAAUAUGUGCUUUUUGUUUGAGUCAUUUUAUGCUUCCUUGGAAGACUGGCAUCACUGGAAUGCAUCCUGUCAUUGUGUUUAUUUUUGUCUUUAUUUAGUGAUAGGUUUAGACACAAACUUGGCAACGUAGGUAGAUUUAGAAUUGUUCUCUGGAAGAACUUGUACAAAUCUCUCCUGUGCCCCCAUUUGAAGUAUAAAUCUUGGUGUUUUCAUAAAUAUUGAGAUAUUUUUCAAGGUCUAGACUGCUGACAUACGAGCACAGUCAUACAUUGUCUCUCCGAGAUUGCUUUUACAUCCUACAACUUUAAACUUUCACUAUAGUAUUUCAUAAAAAACAGAUCUUUAUGCGUAGCAUUUCUAAUAAGCAAUAUAAAAUCAUUUCUAGUAACAGUAUAAUGUAGUCUAUGUUGGACAAAACUCUCCAUGACUUUGAACAGGUGCCAUGUGUUUUAAACAGUCAUAAUGGUGAUGGUAUAAUAUAUAGAAAAAAAAUAUACAUACAUGCAUAUACACACACACGUAUAUACAGUAUAUAUCAGACAUCAUCACAAAAUGUUUCAAAUUACCUGUUAUUUUUCUCUUAAUUUUAACUGCUUGUAAUGGGUUUGUACAUAAAUGAACCAGUAAUUACAUCUAUGCUGAACACAGUUGGUUUUGAGGUUUUUUAACUUGGUAACUAUCGACCAAGAAGUUAAAGUUGAAACAUUGUUUAAUUUGUUUCUCUAAAGGUCACUUUAGCUACAUACCAACAAAUAGCAAUGUUUUGCCUGUGUUCAAGGUGAACCUUUUCUCAGCUGAGUAACUUCAGCCACAUUUCAGUGCAAAUCAUUUUCCCUUUGGCUGUAAUAGUCCUUUAUGUUGUCCCUAAUUUUAGUAUAGUUUUGGAUUGUAACUUGGAUACUAGAAUCAUUCAUCACUGUGUCUGUGACAACAGCUGUGGAUAAUUUCAUCAGUGUUUUGUCACGACUCUCUACUUCAUUCAACUUUGUAAAAACCUUUAAGCCUGAGAUUAGCAAAGAGGGAGGUUUUUUAAUUGGCUGUCAAGACGUACGUCAAACGUCAAUGACAGUGCUCAUGUCAAUGUCUCAACUUCUGAGCAGGCCACAACAUGCUUGGGUGAACACUGAUGACUCAAUGCCUUUCUAAGUUAAUUGUUUUUGAUACAUUUACUUUUUUGUAUAUACACUGUUUAAUGAUAAAAAUAACAAGACAGAUAUAAUGUUAAUAAGAAGUGACCCUACCAACAUGUUUUUUUCGUUUCUUAGAUAUCAUACUGUGAUUAAUUUCACAUUUUCUUCGUUUUCUGUCUGCUGUAGGUUCGUUUCGAUAGCUGUAGAUCCUUUGAAGUCAGCGUUAGCUGAAGGUGUGGAUGGAGCCUUAGGCACAAAUUGUCAUUCAUAAUCCUUAAACUGAUCCUUAAACUGCAAGUCCUAAUGAGUAAAACCUGAGAAUGUGUAAGGAGACUACACAGAAAUUACAACAUAGAUAUUGAUUAUUGUAUCUGGGAAAAAAUGUGAUUUAGUUAUCUUUAGCAUUUAGCAUUACGCAAUUCUGACUUCACUUGAGUUGUCGAGGAGAUUGCUAAUGUUUAUAACAAUUUUGAAGUCCAUUGUGGAAGGUGUUUUCAAACUUAGUUGGUUGUUAGUCGUUUGGAAACAUUUUUAAUAUUACCAAUUGUUUUUGUAAAAUACCAAACUGUAUUGUUGUUCGAGGACAAAAUCUGCCCUAAUAUAUAUAUUUAUCUUUUAUAUAAAACAAAAUAAAACUCUGCUCCGCUUACACACUUUUUUUAAGCUUAGUACUUUAUUUUGUGAUUUCUCCUUGCUGGUGAGCAUUAACGUGCAGUGUUGCUAAAGGCCUUUCCUGUUGCCUCAGCAAAGUUUUCCUGUGAACAGGAGAGAAGUGCCAAUGUUGGCACACCAAAUGUUUUGUCAACCACGACUUUUUGUCUCCCAAUAGGUCUAAUGUGUUAUAAGUUUAUCUAUCAGACUUUUAAUACCAGAAAUAAACUCAAGUUUUAAUUUAAAAAUAAACACAAUCUACUGAGACUAACAUUGCCACUAACUGCAGUGAGGAUGUUUGUAAAAAGGAAUGACCCACUUCUCCCUCCUUGUAGUUGUAUGUUUAGUCUUCAGUGGAUUGUUUUGUCAGGUCAGGAUCAUGGUGGACAUUUGUUGAAUGAAAGUCAUGUAAAUCUAGAGCCUAGAGGACAUUCCUGGUCAGUUAGGAUUAGCUGGACUCAAAAAGUCACAUGAAAAACGUCUGAUUUGGUAGGAAUUGUUUAGCAUGUCGUUGGCAAAAUGUUUUUCAUUAUAGCUAUAAUAAUUUCAUUAUAAUGAACUAAUUAUUCUUUAGUCUUUAAUUAAUCUAUCAUUGUUAAGAUGAAUUGUAUUGCUGACAUGUAGCCCUGUUCCACAAUAAACUUCUAUUAAGAAUCUUGGAUAAAUACUUUCUCUUUAAUGAAGUAAUCCCAAAUGCAAUAUUUGAUUGAAUACAUGCCACUACUUCCUGCUACUCUAGGGUAGAGCUCAUCUUUCAACAUAUUUGCGUCACUGUGUAUUAAGUUAUCAGCAUUAAUGACAGUCAUUGUUGUAAAUAAAGGUUAAGUUAAAAAUAAGAUUCCAACACUAUGAAAAUGUCUGUAGUAUAAACAUAUUGGUUUGUACUACAGACAUUUUCAAACAUAAGAUGUUUGGUAAAUAGGUGAAUAUCAAAAUACUCUCUUGUCUUUUCUACUGUCUGUCCGAUAUGUAUGGGUUCCCCUUGACCUAUGGCGUUUUGUGGUAACAUUGGCACCUCCCAUAAAUUUCUUAAGAAAAUUUUGUUUAAUCAUUCCGACGUUAUAUGCAGAAGACAGCUUUGUUUACAUUCAUUAGCUGUACGACAUACAUUGGAUUGUGCUACAUUGGCUUUCUUUCGUGUUUUUUUUUUCAGAACUUUUUGCUUCAGAUGUUUUUAUGUAAUCGAUUAUGAUGUCACCACUGUGAGUGACAUAAGUACUUAUACAGUAUGUGAGUUCUGACUAACAGCGAAAAUCAAGUUACGCCGUACCAUAAGAACAAAACUGUGACGUAAGGCGAGGAACCCCGUAACAACUUUCUCCCCUUUGUUUUUUUUUUUUAAAAAAAGCAUCUCUGACUUCGGUUAUUAAAAAAAUGCUACUGAUCUACAAACAUCAUGGCUUCUCCCACUCCCACCGUGUACACAUCCACCAAUGGCGGCAAUCAUAAAAUCAGAACAUUAUUUUCUUGGAAUUCUGUUUGUCAGAAAACACUGAAAACUAAAUGUUGGAUCAUUUUUUGAUUCAUUAAGUGGAGUUAGAUAGUUAGAUAUAAUGUUUCAACUGUUGAAAACCAUUCCAUUGAUCUCUUAGAAUAAAUAUUUGUAGAAGUGAAGCAGUAAAUGACGGUUUUAAGAGAAGUUUUUUUUUUUUUUGAUUGCAUUAAGUGAUUAUCGCCACAGUGUUGGAAGGGUUAUGUCCUGCAACAUUAGGAUCUUCAUUUGACUAAAGCUAAUGCUGUUUUAUUUUCCUAUUUUCUGCAUAUUGCCUCAGAAAGGAUGCAAAUGCUUCAAAGACGUGUCCCCGGCUCUGUGUUACUAUGGAGCCUCUGGCAUUCUUUGUGUAGGCUUGGCUGUAAACAUUUCAGCGUUGUUGCACAUGCUUUGCUGCAGGUGUCAGGUCCUUCAGUGGUGGCUCUUUUUUGUCAAGACACCAACAUUGCAGACUUACUCACUUCUGUCUGGUUCCACCUCAUGUAUCACUGCAGACUGAAUUUUUCAACAUAGGUGAGUUUUUCUGUUGCUUCACUUCUGCUUGACAGAAUUCCAUAUAAAAAUUCCUUUAACUUGUUGGACAGGUUUCAGUGCAGAAAAAGCUCUGAAAGCACUGUAAACAAAACUGGGAGAAUAAGCAAGGUAGGUGGAGUGGAGGAGGGGGACAGAAUGGAGAGUGAAAUCAUUCACUCGGCCAAAAAAACUGCGCCACGCCCCAGGUGCCAUGACUAGUAAAAGCAAGCAACAGGAAUGUGAGUGUAAUGAAUGGGAGUUUUAAGGUCUGACAUUCACAUGAGUCAAGGUCGGACCUUCUUCCCAAAGCACUGCAGUUGCCUUCAUCAACAUUGCAGAAAACAAAAAUCAUGAGUCAAACAAGUGGUGGAGAGGCGGUGACUCCUCCUUCAGCUUCUUUAGCAUCAGAUGCCAUGUCCUUUUCUCUGACCACGGAAGGCCCCCAUAGUGCCUUUUCAACCCCUUCCAGCUCCAUCAUGCAUUCCACAUCUGCAGCAAGUGACCAGAACCUGGUUCACAGCAUCAAUGACGACCUAGAAGACAAUAGGAGCUGCAGAUUGGUUCCAGAGGUGGUAGGAGCGGAAAGUGGAAAUGGCAAUUGCAGCAGUGGCAAUUCCUGCAGGGGGAGCAGUGAACUCGGGACUGGAAGAGGCGUGACAUCCAUAGAUAGCCAAACACAUCACCAGAUGGCCUCCUCUAAGCGCCAUACCGUGUUGAACAUCUCUCCACCGCCACAAGACUUGUUUGAUGACAGCCUCAUGUCCUGCCAGGAUGAAGCAUCUCGGGAUUCAGAGCAGAGUAGCAGCAUCUGGAUGGAUGACUCCCUCUCCAACUUCAGUAUGAUGAGCACAGUCUCGUACAAUGACAACACAGAGGUACCACGGAAGUCUCGUAAACGUACUCCACGACAGAGGCCUGGUCCAAAAGCUGUGCCUGCAGUAGAAGCCAGCUUGGAUGUGUUUGAUGCAGACAGUGCCAAAGGCCCACACUUUGUCCUCUCCCAGUUAGGCCCAGACAACAAGACAGGCUCAAAAGGAAGUUCUGAUGUUCAUCAAUCAGCAAAUCAAAAGAGAGGAACUCUGUCGAUGCAGUUCCCACACAAGAGUGAAGGGAAGGAGCUGAAGAUUCUUGUUCAGCCUGAAACUCAACACCGGGCUCGCUAUCUGACUGAAGGUAGCAGGGGAUCAGUGAAGGACCGCAGCCAGCAGGGUUUUCCUACUGUAAAGCUGGAGGGAGUGACUGAGCCUGUGGUUUUACAAGUGUUUGUGGGUAAUGAUAAUGGACGGGUAAGGCCUCAUAGAUUUUACCAGGCGUGUAGAGUGACCGGUCGCAACACCACAGCCUGCAAGGAAGUGGAUAUUGAUGGCACAACAGUGAUUGAGGUCCCCCUUGAUCCAAGCACCAAAAUGACAUUAGCGGUGGACUGUGUUGGGAUACUUAAGCUCCGUAACGCUGAUGUUGAGGCUCGUAUUGGUGUUGCUGGCUCCAAGAAGAAGAGCACACGAGCUCGUUUGGUGUUUCGGGUCAAUAUACCUCGUUCUGAUGGAUCAAUGCUGACACUUCAAACCCCGUCAUGCCAGAUUUUGUGCACCCAACCUGCAGGGCUGCCAGAAAUCCUGAAGAAGUCACUACACAGUUGCUCAGUACAAGGGGGAGAGGAAGUCUUCAUCAUUGGCAAAAACUUCCUAAAGGACACUAAAGUGAUAUUUCAAGAGAAUAUUUCUGACGAUAGUUCGUGGAAAGCAGAGGCUGAAAUCGACAUGGAGCUUUUUCAUCAGAAUCACUUGAUCGCAAAGGUUCCUCCGUAUCAGAAUCAGAAUAUCACCACUGUGGUACAUGUGGGAGUCUAUAUGAUGACCAAUGCUGGCAGAUCCCAUGAUGUUCAACCUUUUACUUACACUCCUGACCUGGUAAAGCAAGAUGUUCUUGUGAAGAAAGAGAUAUCUUCUCCAGUGAAGACUUGUACUAUUGAUGAACCAAUUAAAGAUGGUGGUUUGAUUCCCUCAAGGUUGCCAGCAGUGAAAAGAGAAGAUGUGACUCCAAUGGAAGUGAGCAGCAAUCUCCAAUCAUCGAGACAAUUUAAGACUCCAGGCCUUUGUCCAGCCCAGCAGAGCACAGACUUAGCUGCUGGACAUCUUAACCCAAACAGACCAUUUCCCACCAACCUGUCACAAGCUGGAGCUGACCAAGACAACAACCAGGCUUCUGUUUUUACCAACACUGAGUCCCUAAGCACCAUCCACAAGCAGGACAUUGCUACUACUGUCUCAUUUUCUAUGCCUACAGACUCCCUUCUCCAGCAGAGCUCCCAACAGUUCCUCAUGGAGUCUAGAGAAGGUCUGGGCCAGGAAAGGCCAGCCAGUGGAUCUGGAGGUGUAGCGAGGUUGUGUGUGGACCCUUCACCGCAGCAGCCUGAGCUUCCACUCUUCCAGCCAGAUGAAGUGACCCAGCUGGAGGAGGCAGUUAGACAACUUAAAGCCAAAGGCUUCUGUAGCUUAGCUAUGCAGUCUGACAACUCCAUGUCAGAACAGCAGCAGCAACAGCACAUGCAACAACAGCAACCGAUUCAAAAACAAGUUCAGCAGCAACAAAUGCAGCAACAACAGCUUCAACAUCAGCAGCAGCGACAAGUGUUGGAUAAUUUACAGCAGCAGCUUUUUCAGCCACCAAUUCAAAUGCAGUGUGGUCUUUAUCAAAAUGUGUCCCAGGGAAAGAACAUUGAACAGCAGGCCUCACCACAAGGGGUGGUCUCCAACCCAGGGUCUCUUUUCCAGCAGGUCCAGCAGCAGCAGCAGGCACCCUUUUUUCAGCAGGCAAAUAAUCUGCUUUCUAUCCAAACCAACUUUCUUCAGCAGACACCCUCUCACCCAUCACCACCCAUAUUCCACAAUCCCAGCCCUUUGACAGAAUCACAGGAUCCUCAGGGGGCUCUGUUUCAGAAGGCAUCUCAGGAGCAGGUCCAGGCAGCUCUCUUUCAAAAUAACAUGUCAGUACUACAGUCUCCAGAGCAACAACCCUCCAACCCUGGACUCUUCCUCCCUCAAACAUCUCUGCCCACUCAGCUCACAACCAGCAAUUCACAGCAGCAGCAAAAUCAACAUCAACAGCAACAGCUUGCUUUCCUUAAUGCUCUUCAAUCCCCUGUCGCUGAGCCACAGUCAGUAUUUCAGACCCAGAACCAACUCUCACCAAUCCAGCAGAUAAGCCCCCUGGAGCAACAGCAGCAGCAGCAGCCCCCUCAGCCUCAGGCACAGACACAGCCACCACAGCAGGCUUCUCUUUUUCAUCCAUCUACAAACACUCUGUCACCUGGGCAGCAGCAACAGCAGGCGGGUCUCCUUUUCUGCAGUAACACACUGUCCUCACCGGACCAGGCCUCUAGCCUCAUCUUUAACAGCCAAGGCCAGAUGCCACCUUUGACUAGCAGCAAUUUAGUGACUCAAGAAUCCCAAAACUCUGCUAUGCUCUUUUCCCAGUCAAAUAUGGUGACGGUAAACCAGCAGGAUCGAACUGAACCAAUGGCUUUGGGGAAUCCCACUCAUUCACAACGACAAGUCCUGUUUCAGGAACAGCAGCCUAUGCAGCUGGGCAGUAGUUCAGCCAGUCAGCAGGAGCAACCUGUGGGUCUCUUUAUGCCUCAGUCCAAUAUGUCUUCACUGCAGGGGGGGCUAGCUCAGGAGCUGGCACAGUCGGCCAUGUUUGGCCCUCAGAACAGUGUGGCAAACCUCCAGACAACCACCUCGUCUUCUGUCCAACGGCCAGGAACUAUGUUUCAGACUGCUGUGAGUGGAAGCCUUAAUCCGCCCAGUCAGCCACAGCAACCUGGUCUUUUCCUCUUUGGGCUUCAGAAUGGAUGCAGCCAGCUCAUGAACACUCCUGGAAACAUAGUCUCUGAUCAGAUCAUAGCCAUCAGCCAGUCAAGUCAGAACCAAAGAGAGAAUGACGUGCAUAUCCAGAACCUGCUUAGCCAAUCCUUGUCUCAGCCAAGGACUGUGCAGAACAGCAUGUCUGGUCCACAGAACAUGGAGAAGAUGGAUGACCUGCUGGUGAGCCUUCAGGAGUCCAGCAACACCUUGACCCGCUCAUAUUCCUUAAUUUCCCAAGGGGGUCUCCCAAGGGAUUAAUGAAGUACUAUCUAAUCCAGGGGUCCGCCUGUAGGUCAUUUGGUAGCGGGCCGCAGUGGGACACAGUGAAAAAACAUACUUCAGUUUUACUAAUUUACUUCAUUCAAAAAUAAUCCAGUCAUAUUCCUUUAUUUUUUUUCCUAUCAAAUGAUAGGUAAUUUAAAGGCAGAUACUAACAGAGUAAAGUCUAAAAGAUGUUUUAUUUAGAAAAUUGAAUGAUCCUUCAAUAAUGGCUGAUGCUGGCCGAUCUAGACAUUGGUACACAAAAGGUUGGGAACCGCUGAUCUAAUCUGAUCUAUUAACAUUUAAAAUAUUUAUUUUUCCCUGAAUAAAAACAACAUUUAGGAGACAAUCAGAGUGGCAGUGGCUUUGACAGUGUCACAAAAUAAUAUUUUGUUUAACACUUCAAUUACCCCCUCCCCAAAGCUGAGGAUUUGAGGAAAUAAUUUUAAAGACAAAGUAGAGAACAUAUUCUUUGGUAGGUUUUUAGUCCAGCCAGUUGACCAAAGAAAGAUAUGUCUCUAACUAUAAAUGACUGAAUGAUCUUUGUAAAAAAAAAAUAUAUUUUUUCAGGUCUGUGACAAACUUAAAUUAAUUUAAAUUAGACCAAUCUUUAUCUGUAUCUUACUUUAUGUAAAAACAAUAAUACUAAUAAGGUAAGAUGUAGAAUAAAAUUGUAAUUUUGUCCUCCAUCUUACUUUGUGUUAAUACAUGUUCUUGUCAGUUAGUCAGUUGUGUUACCAACUUUUGUUUUUUAGUUGUAUUCUGAAGCGAUUUCUAUAUCGUCAGUAGUGUCCUCUUUGUUUUGUUUGGGUUUUUUUCUGUUGUAUGAAGACGGGAGUGUGUGUGGUACAGCACGAAUGUUAGAGGCAGAUCCAGGCUAGAAAGAUGUGCUAAGUUACCAUUGUUGAUAGGGUGGGAUUUUAAAAAAUCCCUCUCCAACAGUGUAGAAGGAAUAGUGAAUGGAAAUUGGAUUUGUGGAGACAGAAGGAUGUUGAGAAGUUAAAUCGAUUAGACAAUUAGGGUAAAACUAGUGCAACAUGUGAUCAGAAAAAAGAUCAGAUGCUGUGCUAAAGUAUUGGUAUAUAAAUGUUUGGUGCAACGGUACCUGCAAGGAAUAUUUAUUGUUCAGUUCAGAGCUGUCGAUGUGGUGGGCAGAUUAGGUCACAAACUGUGAAAAUUAGAAACUUUAAAUCCAGCAAAGUGUUCACCCAGAAACACUUUUUGGAGGAAAAAAAGGAUAAACAUAUGUAGAAUAACAUUGAGUGUAUGCAGUUACCAUGUGGACCCUAGAUGGACUGAAGCAAGGUUUAGGUUGACAUUCAUAUUAUUUGGGGUUCAUAAAAUUCACAGAAAGGUGAUACUAGAAUGUGACAAACAGCGGUCGCAGCAGAGGUGGCCCUUCUGUGAUUUUAUUACCGUUUACAGGAUACAUUUCCCGCCAUGUUUGCAUGGCAGUAUUAUGCCAACGUACAGGCUCUGAGAGAACAUCUCUAAUCUGAUAUAUACCUAUAUAUUUUUUAGCUGGUGUCAUUGAUAGCCAGCCAUGUUACAUUUCUUUUUCAUUCCAAAAUCCUCUGAUAUUUAAUUUAUUACAAAUCUGGACAAUUCAAGACAAUGUUGAUCCAAUUCCUCUUCUGAAAUAUCGUCAUUACAGUGGUUAUCAGUUUAACUUUUAUUUACACAUACAUUUAUUUAGAGAGAAUAGUGUGAAAAAUAGUAUUUAAAAAAAAUAUUUCUAUAAUAUUAGUAAUCAUUUGCUUUAAUUUGCGUCAGGCACGCAUGAUCUGGAAUAGUAUUCUUGAAUGUGCUUUAAAAGAGCCUUGUACCAUUUGUAAUAAUAUGAUGUGAAUUUAGGGAAUGUUGAAAAUAAGCAGCAUUUUGUUAGGAUUAGAUUGUUCAUUGUGCAUCUCAUCUGUACUACGGUAUUAAAGUGCGAUAUAUUUACAAGUUUUCUUGUAUAAACAAGCAAGUUGUAAUGAUUCUGUGUUCUCUGCAGUUGGCCAGUGGUUUUAGGAACAAUUGACCCCAAGUGACUCCUGAUGAGAGGCUGUAUUGAUUUGUAUUGACUCAUGAGGAUUUUGUUUUUCUGCAUUCUGCAUUUUGCCUUAAGGAAAGCGUAGGCAGGCUCGUUUUCCCAGUUUUAGUCAUAGAUUCCAUGAUUAUGUCCAGCUGUCUGUGUUUCUUUCUGUUUAUUAUGAUCUUUUUGUAUGUUUGGUUUUACUCUGUUUGCGUGAACAAGGGGCUGGUCUCUAAUGUUGGCAGAACUAGCUCAAUCCCAGGUCUCAUGUUCCUCAUUAUCUACUCUGAUUAUUGAAAACAGGUCAGAAACACAGUUACAUUAGAUACACUUUAACAAUAUAAUAGCAGGAUUUUUUGGUUUAAUGAUGGAGAUUAUGUGGACUUGACAAAUGUGAGUUGUAUGUGUGUUUAAAGGGACCUUAAACCUGAAGAAACCUGAAUUGGGAGAUAAUAUCUUUCUUCAUCUUGAGAAGUGGAAAAGCUGUUCUCAGUUUAUGACUUGUUGAUGUGUGUUGCGUUUCUGUUGAUGUUUGUGUGUGUGUGUGUUUGCUGUGUUGGGAGUGUGCCUAAUUUAUUAGUGUGUUGGUUAUAUCCUUAAUUAUUCGUUAAAAUCAUGGAUGAUUUGUUGCAUCAUGAAUUUAAUUUCCUACACUGUGAUUACUAAUGACUGUACAUUACUGUGCAUGUGGAGUUACACCGUUGUAAAGGUAAAUUUGUCUUUAAAUUGCAACACUGUCAGAAGGUAUAUAUAUAUACAGUAAUUACAUAUAUAAAUGGUUGCAUCUGUCUGUAAAGUAAAGCCCUGAAGCUCACCAGAGAAAACAGGAAAACUUCUCAGUUGUUUUAUAGCAUCAAGAAAUGUUAUUCUUCUUCUCAUUUUGCUGUUAAAUUAAAUACAUUGGAACCUUUUUGUAAGUUAUGGUCCCAUUGUGAAGAUAAAGCAUAAGAGAAGGUGUUAUUUUUGACUGGAGUAGCCUGCAGUCAAUGUCAGCCACAUUUAGCGUCCACCAAGGACUUUACUUUACUGCAGAUGUGUCUUAAUUUGGAUUGACUACUGAAACAACAAGCACAGUUGAGAUCUAUCCAAAGGACUAAAACCAUUGGCCUAGGUCGCUUUUUCUAAGUACAGUUCAUGGUAGUGUUGUUCAAGGCUAUAGUAAAAGAACUGCUCUUGCUGAUAUUUUAAUUUAACUAUGCUGUUAUACCCAGAAAAAAUGGAAACAUUUACAAAUUAGAAUAAAAUAAAUAGCCCCAAGAAUUUAAUUUAGCUAUUAGGUACAGUAUUUUUUAAUCUGACUACGGGUGUCUUCCUGAGAGGCAGAAUGUUUAAAGCACACAUUGUGAAGAUAAUUAUUUUAAAUACAAUAAUAUUAUGCGUCUAUUUACAUCAUUGGAACAGAUCACUUUAAAAAAAGUGUUACUCUGUAUGUAGUCAGUGUGAACUGUAUGUUGUGCUGAGGCAUGGAUAAAGGUUAUCUGGAUUCACUGUCUCUGUUUCCUGCAGUGGAACAAUCUCCUGUCCACUACUGUAACAACAGCAUUUGCCACACAGGGUUUUUCUUCUUUUUUGUAAAAGUCACUUUAAACUCUAAUAUAAGCUGAAGAUGUGCCUUGAGGAGAUGAUAAAAGUGUUAAAUUGUUCUCCGACCAACAUGCCCAUAGAGGUAACGAGAAAGCUCAGAUUCCAUCUCAUUUAGCGACCACUUCAUCUGGCCUACCAACGUGCUUUUAAGGCUCAACUGUAGUGACCACAAGAAUGUGCUUGUGGUCGAUAAGUGUCUUGGGCAAUUUCUGUCAUGCAUAUGAACUUGAUUGUUCUGAAGUAUAUGUUGCAUUAAUGUUUGACCAACAUAGAUGCAGACACGUUUUCUCAAAAACUGCUAUGCAGCUAAUAUACUGUAAAUGUAGAUCUGUCAGUUUUUAAUAUAUAUUUUUCUAUAUAGCCUUUUCUGAUGAAGCAAAUUGGAUGUUGUUUCUUCUUUUAUUUAUGUCACUUGUUGAAAUUAUUUCUCAACAAAUGUUGAAAUUGCUUUAAAGGCAGUCCAAACAGAAAUAAAAUGUAUUAUGUAAAUGUC